UUGAUAGUACAAGAGUUGAACAUCGUUUUUCUAUGAUUUAACAUUUUUUUAGUUCGAAUUUAAUAGUUUAGUAGUUUAAUAUAAUACAGAAUUUCAUUAACGAACUUUACCGGUUUUACGGUAAUUCUACUUUGUGCUCGGAAAGUCUAGCAACUUGUCACAUCACUACGACAGCUGAUAGAUGUCAAUUUCAAAGUAACCUCAAAAUUAGUUUGAUGUAAUAAUAAAUAAUUUUCUUAAUAAUAUGAAUGGGAGGUUAUUUCUUUCGAUUUUUUGUAAUUACCCAAAGAAAUUAUUAAUUAACCACAGUUUUCAAAACAGUAAUAGGGUAUUGAUAAGUGUAUCAAAUGAAUAUAUUAAAAAAUACUGUACGAAAUCCAAAGUUAAAAUUAAAGAGAAGAAACAUUGUAAUAUAGGAACAAUAGGACAUGUAGAUCAUGGCAAAACAACUCUAACGGCGGCUAUAACUAAGGUAUUGUCAAAGGAUGGGUCGGCAAAAUUCAUUUCAUACGACGAAAUUGACAAAGCGCCUGAAGAAAAAGCUAGAGGUAUUACUAUAAACGCAGCACAUGUGGGCUAUAGUACAAAAACACGACACUACGCACACACAGAUUGUCCUGGACAUGCAGAUUAUAUACGUAAUAUGAUAUCUGGAGCAUCUCAGAUGGAUGCGGCCAUUUUAGUUGUAGCUGCCAAUGAUGGGCCGAUGCCUCAAACUAGAGAGCAUUUAUUACUGGCCAAACAAGUUGGCAUUCAAUAUAUUCUUGUUUAUAUAAACAAAGCUGAUCUUGUUGAUAUGGAGCUUUUAGAAUUAGUAGAGAUAGAGAUGCGUGAGAUGCUAACAGAUUUUGGUUACGAUGGAAUCGCUGUACCUAUGAUAACUGGAUCAGCAAUGAAAGCACUUAACGAAGAUGAAUCGGAAUACGGUAUGCCAUCAAUAAGAAAAUUAUUAGACGCCAUAGACAAUUACGUGCCGUCUAUCCAGAGAGAUUUGACGUCACCGUUUUUGAUGCCCAUAGACAAUGCGUUCACAGUUCCCGGCCGAGGUACUGUGGUCGUUGGUACUUUGAAACAAGGUGUUAUGAAGAAAAAUGAUAAUGCUGAUUUAAUGGGAUUUGGAUUUAGUAUUAAAACUACAUUAUCUGAUAUACAGAUAUUCAAGAAUAGUGUUACUGAGGCGUUAGCUGGUGAUAAUGUGGGCGUGUUGUUGAGAGGUUUAAAGUUGCGUAUGGUAGAGACGGGCAUGUUGCUAUGCGCGGCGCGGAGUGCAAAACUUAGCAACCAUUAUAAGGCUAAAGUGUACUUUCUGUCGCGGGCGGAAGGCGGCAGAAAGAAACCUAUAGUCUCAAAGUAUUCACAGCAAAUGUACAGCGGGACGUGGAAUAUUGCUUGUAGGAUAGAUCUUGAGCCAACAGUAGAGAUGAUGAUGCCGGGCGAGCACGGGGACGUAUACCUCACGUUGCUGGAGGGCAUGGUGAUGACGUCAGGACAAAGGUUCACCAUACGAGAGAACAAUGUCACCGUCGCUACGGGCAUCGUCACUGACACAUUGCCCUCUAUAGACGUGCCUAAGGGACGACUCGGCAAAGUUGUCAAAUUUGAUAAAUGAAGGAAAUUCGCCAGUGGUAACUGGUAUGCGUUACGCCAGUAUGUUAACCUCGUACCAUCAAUGCAUGUGUAUUCCCGCCCUUAUAGAAUGUAUAUAGAUUGAUAAAUAAAUUAUUUGAAAUAUU
Papilio polytes (common Mormon) is the source of this 1733-nucleotide messenger RNA. RefSeq names its product elongation factor Tu-like. Bases 245 to 1609 code for a protein of 454 amino acids. Gene Ontology annotation, cellular component: mitochondrion. Gene Ontology annotation, biological process: mitochondrial translational elongation. Gene Ontology annotation, molecular function: translation elongation factor activity; GTPase activity; GTP binding. The record is from RefSeq and is a predicted model, not a curated record. The transcript is spliced from 6 exons. Lineage: Eukaryota; Metazoa; Arthropoda; Insecta; Lepidoptera; Papilionidae.